This is a messenger RNA of Mercurialis annua (annual mercury), 1830 nucleotides long. Its product is annotated as vesicle-associated protein 1-2. Lineage: Eukaryota; Viridiplantae; Streptophyta; Magnoliopsida; Malpighiales; Euphorbiaceae. The transcript is spliced from 9 exons. Gene Ontology annotation, biological process: endoplasmic reticulum membrane organization. The record is from RefSeq and is a predicted model, not a curated record. Bases 342 to 1580 code for a protein of 412 amino acids. Gene Ontology annotation, cellular component: plasma membrane; endoplasmic reticulum membrane.
UGAUUAGUGUAUUACAGUAAUAAAAAAAUGUAUAGAUUAGCAUAAAAGGGAAAAGCAGAGGAGAUCACGUAACUCAAAGGAUUCAAUUCUUUUAGAUCAAAUCAAACACUGUUGACGGCCGGUACAACCGCCACCACCACUCUUUAUAACUACCGCCACCAUCACCUCACUCUUAACGUACCUUUCACUUCCCCGUCUCCUUCUCCGUCACCAAACGAUCAUAUAUAUUUGGAACCGCAAUUUCUAGGGUUGAUCAGUUGUUAUAUGUAACUCAGAAAGUUAGCUUUUGAAUACUGGGAAAGAAGAUUGGCUGUUUUAAAAUCCUGUGAAAAAGAAGAAUCAUGAGUACUCAACUUUUGGAAAUCCAACCCAAGGAACUCAAAUUCAUAUUUGAAUUGAAGAAGCAGAGUACAUGUGCAGUUCGGCUUACCAAUAACACUUACCAUAAUGUUGCUUUCAAGGUUAAGACUACUUCCCCUAAGAAAUAUUGCGUUCGACCAAAUGUUGGCGUUAUCUCGCCAAAAUCAACCUGUGAAUUUACUGUUACAAUGCAAGCCCCAAAGGCAGUUCCAGUUGAUAUGGUUUGCAAAGACAAGUUCUUAAUCCAAAGCACUGUUGUUCCUAUUGGGACAACUGACAAUGAUAUAACACCUAAUAUGUUUAGCAGAGAUGAUGGCAAGCACUUUGAAGAGGUCAAGCUGAGAGUAGCAUUCAUGAGCCCUCCUGAAUCUCCCGUAUUGUCUCCAAUUAAUGGGGUUCUUAACCAGGGACCUUUUUUUGAGCCUCCUGUUCUGAGAGACCCAGGAUUGAAUAAAUUUGAGAAUAGCACUCCACCACACCCAGCUGCUGAGAAUGUAGAAAUUAGAAAGAUUUACAAUUGGGAAUCUGAAAUGGAAAAGAAUGUGGAGCUGAAGUCGAAGAAGAAUGAUACGGAUUUUCUGGAGUCAAAGCCUGCAAAGGACACAGACUUUAUGUCUAUUAGCGAUACAGUUAGUUUAGAGGAGUUGAGGUAUGAAGAGUUAAAACCAGAAAAAGUUGCCACUAGUGUUAAAUUGGCAAAGGCUCCAGAGUCUCCUCCACCAAUAAUUAGAGUUAAGGAUGCCGUAAUUGAUAAACUUGAAAAGGAAUUAGAAUUUGCUCCUCAAGUGAAUCCUGUGAUUGGCGUCACAAAUGUUAGGUCAGGAAAUGAUUCCGAGCUCCCUCUAGCAAAGAAUGCAGUAAAAGAUGCCUUAGAUGAGAAGCUGGCAAAGGAGAUAGAUGUCCUUGUUCCGGAGAAUGACGAUAAGGAUGAAGAUUUUGUAGUCGUAAAGCCUACAAAUGAGCUAAAGAUAGUUAGUGACAUUGAGGAGAUGAAAUCUAAACUGAAUGUACUUGAAUCAAAGCUAAAUGAGGCGGAAUCAACCAUUUCAAAAUUGACGGAGGAGAGGAGACUAAGCAUUCAGGAGAGACAAUCGUUGCAGGAAGAACUGGCGGUGUUGAGGAGUAGGACAAUUAAAAAAGUACAAGUGGGAUUUCCUCUUCUUUUUGUUGUUAUGGUGGCACUUAUCAGUAUAUUUCUUGGAUACAUUUCACAAUGCUGAACAUGACAUCCUAUGAGAGUUUACUAAUGUUUGUUAGUAGUUAGAACUUCAAGGUAUAUGCUCCAGUUAUUCGGGGAAUAGCUUCGGGAUCAACGUCUUUUCUGACAGUUAUCGGUUUUUACUUUUUAGCAGGUUGAAAGUAUACAGGAGCUGAAAACAUUGAAUGUAAAAAUGGUGGUUUAUGAUUGAAAGAGAAUAGAAAUUGUUAUUGGAAGUAAAUAGUUAAAUAAGUAGUACUUUUUAAAUAUCA